This is a messenger RNA of Emericellopsis cladophorae, 474 nucleotides long. RefSeq lists its product as uncharacterized. The transcript has a single exon. The record is from RefSeq and is a predicted model, not a curated record. The coding region runs from base 1 to 474 and encodes 157 amino acids. NCBI's taxonomy places the organism in Eukaryota, Fungi, Ascomycota, Sordariomycetes, Hypocreales, Bionectriaceae.
AUGCCGAAUGAGGUUCUCCGCACAAUCGUCAAAUACGUCCUCGACUGGGAGGACAGGCCUUCCAUCAGUAUCAUGGCCCGCAUAAAAAGUCUUCCUCCCGAUGCCCAGGCAACGCCAAACAGCGAGCGCAAGAAGAACGUACGAUCACUGCUCCUCGCCAACCGCAAGCUUCACGAUGUGACUACGAGCAUUGUUGCCCAAGAUUCCAUUUGGUUCGCUGCCGACGUUCGGGAUCUUGAGUCCAUCGUCAAUCCUCUCUUUGACAAUUCGCUUCUCGUCUCUCUCCAACAGAUCCGCAAGCUUUUUAUUGCACGGCCCUCUAUCUCCCGUGGCUCGCCCUACAGACAGGCGAUGGCAGAAUUUGACUAUGCGCGGUCUGUAGGGCGAGCGCUUCGGAGAAUGCCCAACCUAGAGAUAUGCGUCGUCACGGAGAUGGGGGAUCCGUUCCCGGAUGAGGAGGAAUUACGCCAAUAA